This is a messenger RNA of Caenorhabditis remanei, 279 nucleotides long. RefSeq lists its product as uncharacterized. Bases 1 to 279 code for a protein of 92 amino acids. Lineage: Eukaryota; Metazoa; Nematoda; Chromadorea; Rhabditida; Rhabditidae. The transcript has 2 exons. The record is from RefSeq and is a predicted model, not a curated record.
AUGCAACUGUACGCCGUGCUUUGCUUCCUGGCUCUUCUUUGUCUUUCAUCCGGACAAAUGACAUUCACCGAUCAAUGGACCAAGAAGAGAGCCGCGCUUCACAAACAGCAAUUCCCAGGGGUAACCCCAGAAGAACCAAUCUGCCCAUCUGAUCGUGUUCAAUUAGUUUUCGAGCAACUCGGACAACUCCAAAGAGCCCAACAACGUCUUACCGAAUACCUUGCAUCAUGCGCCUACCCAGUCGAAGCUCCUCAGAAACUCGAGAAACCACAGCAAUAG